UGUUGAAAACCCUACAACACGUUAGUAGCUGCUAGGCAAUUACAGCAGCGACGUAUCGAAAGGAGGGUGGCCACCGAAACUAAUCAAAAGGGCCGUCCAGCACCUGAACCAUCAAUCGGGUUUAUGAGUAAAGGCGAUCAAUCAGCCCGCGGUUAACCUUCGGUGAAACGCGGAAGUGUAAUUCAACGUCAUCGUUUUUUGUGACUUAUUAUCGGUGACAACAUGGCUGAAACUGACAUUAGCAUCGACAAGAAUAAACUACCUGGAGUGAAAGAGGUGUGUCGAGACUUUGCUGUACUGGAGGACCACUGCCUGGCCUACAACCUCCAGGAGCAAGAAAUUGAGAGCCACUUGGCGUCCAACGUCAAUAAGAGCCGUCUGGUGCAGAAGGACCUGCUUGUAGCCAAGAAGCUGCAGGAGGAGGAGGAUCUGAGGGCCAAGGGCCAGAUCCUGAAGCAGCAUGUUGAAAUAGAGCGUCAAGACAAUGAGAUCGCCCAGGAGAUUCAGGAAGAACUGGUGCGACAGGCCGAGCAGCAGCUAAAGCAGGAAGAGAAGGAUGCGGCCAUAGCUCGUAAGCUGCAGGAGAAGGAGAUGAAAGAGGAAAGGAGGAGACAGAAGCAGAUGGAAUCGAACCUUGAGCAGGAGUACUUUGAGGAUCACGGAGCUGCCAGUCAACACCUUGACCCGGAGAAACACAGGCGUCACAAAUCCAGUUCCCCAGGCCGACAUGAUGCAUAUGCUCCAGUGAGCACACAUCGUGAUAACUCCCCUGAAUAUAGCUCAACACACCCCAAAAGGAGCAGGUACCCAAGACAGGACCCAGCAGCACCCCACAGCCACUCCCGAUACCCCGAGCAUCACCUAGUGGCAGAAGGAGGGCGAAGCAGGCACGCAGACCCGUACCCAGAGCACCUGUUGCCCUCUAAAGGCAAGCAUGGGGACAGGUACACAGAGUAUGAGCCCACAGAAACUGGCAGGGCCAGGGGCGACGGGGGGGGCGACACAGUGGUCAGGACAAAGGAGAGACCGGGCAGACCGCCUCCACCACAGAGCCCCAUAGAGAGAGACGGGGCCUGGGAUAGGAAAAGGGACAGGCACCAUGAUCGAGACAAAGGCAGAGACCUGGACUGGGAGAGGCAUAUGGGGAAGGAUCCGAGGAGAGAGCAGGACCUCAGGGGGGCGAGAGCAGGAGGGAGAGAUGAUGAAAGAGAGAGAGACAGGCAGAGACAGAAAGACAAAGACAGACAACGGAUAAGAACAAUGAGCAGGGACAGAGGAUUCGAAGAGGAACGGGGGCACAGCAGGGACCGGCCCAGGGAGGGCAAGGCGUCUUGGGAGGAGGAGGAGGAUGACGGUGAGAGGGAGAGGAGGGCCGGGGUCCGGCUGCGUAUCCACUCAGGCCCCGAAAAUGUGUUUGAUGAUCUGGAGUUGGAAGGCGGGGGUCCUGGCAGGGGACGCAGUCAUUCUCGUUCCAACGGAGAGACAGGUCGUAUUGUGCACCGAGGGAGCGGAGCAGUGAUUCCAGCAGAGUUCGGAGUGACCGAGGCCACCAAGGGAUUAGCAAAGCUCGAUAUCCGUGAGCAGGAGCUGAAGGACAUGGAGGUGGCCAGGAAACUGCAGGAGGAGGAGAUCAAGGCCAGCAAGAUGCACGUGCGUUCAGCUCAAGUCGCGCAGGAUGAGGAAAUCGCCCGACUGUUAAUGGAACAAGAGAAGAAGGAGUACAGGAAAAAUCGAGAUCGGGAGAAAGAGCAGGACAGGGAGGAGAAAGAGAGGGAGAGGUUGGCCUUGGAGAAGAUGGCAUAUGAAAGGAGGCGUCCAGAGGGAGACUACCGGCCCAGCUCGGAGGAAGUCGUCCGGCCCAGAACACGGGAUGAGCAGGAACACCAGAGGCAGAGGAACCACAACAAGCCUUCCAGGCCUCCUCAGCCUCGUGCACAUGACUAUGAGAACGUGAACUCUGCCUACGGCUACUCGGACUCCAUGCCCCCCCCCCGCGCUCCCACCAGACCCGAGGCUCAUAUCAGAGGACGCUGUACGAUGGCCAGCUCGGGACUGCAGCUCCUCGGUUUCUUCCUCUCUCUGGUCGGUCUCGCUGCCACUGUGGGCGCAACGUUGUUGGUUGAAUGGAAGAAGCAGUACCAGGGCAAGACGCACCGCAUAUUUGAGGGUUUGUGGAUGAGCUGCAGUGGCAAUGAAAGAACAACUUGUGAAUAUCACCAGUACCUCCUGAAGCUGCCAAGGGAGGUCCAGGCUACAAGGGCGGUGAUGCUGAUCAGCGUCUUCCUCUCCACCGUGGCUCUGAUGGUCUCCACAGUGGGGAUGAAGUGUACUCGCUUCAUGGAUGGCAAGCCUGAGAGCAAAUCCAUAACAGCUAUGAUCGGAGGAAUCAUGUUCAUGGUUUCAGGUAUAUUGACAAUCAUUAUAACCUCCUGGUAUGUCAAAGUGAUUGUUGACAUCAACCAGGAAUCCAGUCAACUUCAGAGCUUUGAGUUUGGUAAUGCUGUGUUUGUCAGCUGGGCUGGUGGUCUCCUCACUGUGGCUGGUGGAGCUUUCCUGGGCUGUCGGACAUGCUCGCAGUCUCAGACGACCGGAUCCAUGAUCUCCAACAACCACCUCCUCCCCCCCAAGGAGGGCCCAAGGUCCAACUAUGUCUAGUGGAGAGGCUGCGAUACAAUCAGUCCAGCAGUGACAUUACAGAGCAAAGCAGGUUGUGUUUUUAUUACACGAUUAGAAAUACUGAACAUCAAGGAUCAGGAUUACACACAACAUCAGGCAGUUUGUUCUGAAAUUCAAUAUCAUUUUUUAAAUUUAAAGUUUUCUAUCAAUCAGAAAGUCACUGCCUUAACUUGUUUUAUCUAGAAAAUGUGUUUGGGUGAGUACACAAUUGUGAAGUUGCGCAACAACUACUAAUGAAGAGCGAUAUAUCAAAAACUAAGAAUAAUGUAGAAUAAUUAUUUAGAUGCCUGGUGGCAAAAUGCCUUUUUUUUCAUUGCUGUACAAUCCAUUCUACUUCAGUUUCACACUGGUGUAUCGUGUUGCUUGUGUAUUUUGUUAAAGUUUUAUAUUUUUCUUGUUGUUUUUAUUUUUUUCAUUUAACUUGGUUGUUAUUUUUAUUUGUCAGUUUGAAAGAUUGUUGUUUAUACAUUUUGAGAAAGUUUUUUAACUGAUUCUUUACUCAGGUUAACUUUAUACUCUUUUAUAUUACAUACAGUAUUCACUUUAUGCUUGUGUCAAACUCAUGAAAUCACUUCUGGCAUGUUGAAUACAAGGUAUAUACAUUUAUGCUGUCCAAAACUAGUAUUACAAGAUUAUUGAAGGUU
Eleginops maclovinus (Patagonian blennie) is the source of this 3320-nucleotide messenger RNA. It is a transcript of the gene ccdc50a, whose product is annotated as coiled-coil domain containing 50a. The record is from RefSeq and is a predicted model, not a curated record. NCBI's taxonomy places the organism in Eukaryota, Metazoa, Chordata, Actinopteri, Perciformes, Eleginopidae. Gene Ontology annotation, cellular component: cytoplasm; membrane. Gene Ontology annotation, molecular function: ubiquitin protein ligase binding.